Messenger RNA from Dendrobium catenatum, 877 nucleotides. RefSeq lists its product as uncharacterized. NCBI's taxonomy places the organism in Eukaryota, Viridiplantae, Streptophyta, Magnoliopsida, Asparagales, Orchidaceae. The record is from RefSeq and is a predicted model, not a curated record. The transcript is spliced from 4 exons. The coding region runs from base 148 to 690 and encodes 180 amino acids.
UUCUCCCUUUGUUUUAUCCCUUCGAUUAGGUCAUUCAAGAGGAGCUCACGCCUUCCAACCCCGCCAUUAAAAAACUAACAAAACACCAACAGAAUGCGAACUAAUUAUCUUUUGCUGGAGUAGGGGUUGGAGGAGCAGGAACCUUGGAUGGAGAGCCAAAGGGUCGUGGUGGUGGUGGAGGAGGCUGACGCAGCCCGCAUCGCUCUAGAAUGGGCGGUCCGCAACUUUCUCAGGUCGGCCGAUUCGUUGACCUUACUUCAUGUCUACCCCGCCACCAAAUCGAGGGUGAAGCAGCGCCGGCUCCGUCUCAGGGGCUUCCAACUCGCCCUAUCCUUUAAAGAUCUCUGCAAUGGAAUCGCCGAGGCGAAGGUGGAGAUCAUUGUGAUGGAAGGAGACAAGGGGGCUGCUGUGGUUUCGUUUGUGAGCAAGAUCGGCGCGUCGACCCUUAUAGUUGGGCUCCAUGAUCAAAGCUUUCUUUACAAAAGAAGUAUUCCAAACCUCGGCACGAGAAUUCUCAACUGUAGAAUCCUUGCUAUUAAGCAGCACUCGUCAACACACUAUGGAUUAGUAAAUACUGAAUUCUCUCAAAUUGAAAUCACUGGGCUUAGCAGGAUGCCACAGGCGAAAAAAUGUUUUUUAAUCUUCCUUUCUCCUCUGGGAAGGAUAUUGAAGAGAUCUAGAAGGAAUUAAAGGAUAAAAAGGGAGGUUUUGAUUGUUUCUUACAGUGAAAAGGAAUGGAAUCUGAAUAAAAGUAAACAGAAAUGCUACAGUUAGGAACAAAAUGAUAUUUGUCCAUUCCAUUAUAGAUGUUUCAUUUACUCAUAUUUGUACAUGAUAUAAUAAUUUUAAAUGAUUUAUCUUAUGUUCCAUUGCUGUU